AACAAGAAAUAAAACUGUUGAAAUACAAAAACAGGGGGCGAUGACCGUACAGUAUAUAUAGCUUUACAACAUCGCAAAGGGUUUUUUUUGCCUCUUCUCUACACACAGCAGUAUUGCAUAUAAUAGCGGUAUAGCACAGAGCAGAUUUGCGCAUGUUAAAUCACAUCAUUAGUGGGAAUAUUAUUGCUGUAUUUAAGAUAUAUUAUUAGUAGUGUAAUACAAGUGUUUGAUAGGAAAGAUUUGCAGAGGGAGAGAUCAAGAAAGUGAGGAGGAGAGAUUUAAUGAAAGGGAACAAAGAGAAUAGCAAUGGGAGCAAUACCCAGAUGAUGAAAGUUGAAAAUGGUGAUGAUGGGUAUGUUCUUGAAGAUGUUCCUCACUUGAAUGACUACUUGGAUGGCCUUCCUACCUAUCCUAACCCGUUGCGGUCUAAUCCUGCAUAUUCAGUUGUAAAGCAGUACUUUGUGAAUGACGAUGAUACCGUACCCCAAAAGGUUGUGGUUCACAAGGAUAGCCCAAGGGGGACACAUUUUCGACGUGCUGGACCUCGCCAGAAGGUGUAUUUCAGCUCAGAUGAGGUGCAUGCUUGUAUUGUAACAUGUGGCGGAUUGUGCCCUGGGCUAAAUACGGUGAUUAGGGAACUUGUAUGCGCUCUUUAUCACAUGUAUGGCGUCACAAGAGUCCUCGGAAUAGAGGGAGGAUAUAGGGGUUUCUAUUCAAGAAAUACCAUUUCCUUAACACCAAAGAUUGUAAAUGACAUCCACAAACGUGGUGGGACAAUCCUUGGGACAUCUCGUGGGGGUCAUGAUACAAUGAAGAUUGUUGACAGCAUUCAGGAUCGAGGAAUUAAUCAGGUUUAUAUUAUUGGAGGGGAUGGGACUCAAAAAGGUGCUGCUGUUAUUUUUGAGGAAGUUAGACGCCGUGGUCUGAAGGUUGCGAUUGCAGGGAUUCCAAAAACUAUUGAUAAUGACAUUCCGGUAAUUGAUAGAUCGUUUGGAUUUGAUACUGCUGUUGAGGAAGCUCAACGGGCCAUCAACGCUGCUCAUGUGGAAGCUGAAAGUGCUGAGAACGGUGUAGGAGUAGUGAAGCUAAUGGGCCGUUACUGUGGUUUCAUUGCUAUGUAUGCCACUCUUGCCAGCCGAGAUGUAGAUGUGUGCUUGAUUCCAGAGUCGCCAUUUUAUCUUGAAGGAGAAGGUGGACUUUUUGAAUAUGUAGAAAAACGACUUAAAGAAGAUGGACACAUGGUUAUUGUUAUAGCUGAAGGAGCAGGUCAGGAUCUUCUCGACAAGGAACUGGGCUUAGGAAAGGAGCAAGAUGCUUCAGGAAACAAGCUACUUGCAGAUAAUGGGUUGUGGGUUACUCAAAAGAUUAAGGAUUAUUUUGCAAGGAAGAAGUUGUCACUUACCCUUAAGUAUAUAGAUCCUACCUACAUGAUCCGUGCUAUUCCCAGUAAUGCAUCGGACAGUGUGUAUUGCACUCUUCUUGCUCAAAGUUGCGUUCAUGGAGCAAUGGCAGGGUACACAGGCUACACAAGUGGGCUUGUCAACGGCAGACAGACAUACAUCCCUUUCAAUUGCAUAAAUGAAAAGAGGAACCAUGUGGUGAUAACCGAUAGGAUGUGGGCAAGGCUUGUUUCUUCGACAAAUCAGCCCAGCUUCUUAGGCAGUGUUGUGAUUGCCAAAGCAAAAGAAGAGGAACAGCCGCAGACUCAAUUGCUGGAUGGUGAGAACUGUAAUGAUGAGAAGAUUAAUGAGAUUGGCACACAUGAAAACUGAAAAACUAAGAUUAAGUAUAUUCUCGGGUCUGAUCAGUUUAUGUAUUAUCAUUAUACUAUAGGAGCCAUUUGAUCAAGAAUACUAAGUGAUGUCGAAAUGAUAAACGAUUAAUUCUUUUUUUGAUUAAUUCUAUAAGGUCUGGGGUAUAUGCAGUUGUUUUCCCAGCUUCAGUCGAGUCAGUCGAGUACUUGUAAAAAUCUUUUGAUUAAUUCUUUUUUUUAUGAGACCA
Daucus carota subsp. sativus is the source of this 2001-nucleotide messenger RNA. Its product is annotated as ATP-dependent 6-phosphofructokinase 3. Gene Ontology annotation, cellular component: cytoplasm. Gene Ontology annotation, biological process: fructose 6-phosphate metabolic process; glycolytic process. The coding region runs from base 282 to 1772 and encodes 496 amino acids. NCBI's taxonomy places the organism in Eukaryota, Viridiplantae, Streptophyta, Magnoliopsida, Apiales, Apiaceae. Gene Ontology annotation, molecular function: 6-phosphofructokinase activity; ATP binding. The record is from RefSeq and is a predicted model, not a curated record. The transcript is spliced from 13 exons.